This is a messenger RNA of Adineta ricciae, 1098 nucleotides long. Lineage: Eukaryota; Metazoa; Rotifera; Eurotatoria; Adinetida; Adinetidae. The record is from the annotation of a GenBank genome assembly.
AUGGAUUCGGACUAUGUCACAUCGCUUUAUCAUAUCAGAUCACAAUUUUCUACUUAUGUUACAAUUCCAAUUUGUAUUUUGAGUAUUAUUGGUGAAAUAUUUAGUAUUAUUGUUUUUCUUAGUCUUAAAACAUUUCGACAAAAUUCAUGUGCAUUUUAUUUAAUGUCUAUGUCAAUAUUUAACUUUAUUCGAUUAGUGUUCAGUACAUUAUUUAUAGUAAUAUCAUCAGCAUUUACUAUCGAUUGGACUUUUGCUUUAUUUUAUUAUUGUCAAUUUCGUAAUUUGAUUGUUGCAUCUUGUAACUUAAGUGCAAUAACGUGUUUAUGCUUAGCUAUUGCAGAUCAGUACUUUGCUACGUGCUUGCGUCAUCGUUUACAACAGUGGUCCAAUAUUAAAACUGCUUAUCGUGUCACAGGAACCAUUGCGAUCAUUUGGAUUCUUCAUGCCAUACCUUAUUUCAUAUAUUUCAAUCAAUUAUCAAUGUCAAAUACUGCAGUUUGCAUUACGAAAAAUCCAAUUUUUCUCAAAUAUCAUACUUAUGGGUAUUUUCUAACGUAUGGGAAUCUUUUCCCAUUAAUUGCAGUGAUAUUCGGUGUGAUGUCUUUUCGAAACGCACGUAAUUUAACAACUCGAGCAAAUCUACUUGUUCGACGUGAAUUAGAUAAACAAUUAACAAUGAUGGUUUUGGUCGAAAUUUGUGUUUAUGUUUUAACUUAUAUUCCUUACUCAAUAUCAAAUGGAUAUUCAACGCUCAAUACAAAUCGCGAUCCAACUUUGCUCGCACAAUUAAAUUUAAUCAAUAUUGUUACUAUGACGUUAUCUAUUAUAAGCAACGGAAAUUCAUUUUUUAUAUAUAUUUGUGUAUCAAGACGAUUUCGCCGCCAGGCAAAAUAUGUUUUAUAUGAAAACUGUAGAAAUCAUAACUCAAAUAAUCGAGUUGCUCCUGAUCACGCAGAAAUGCAAGUCGUCACAGAACGUAUAUCAGCGGCUAGGGCAGGAUGUUUGAUAACAAGAAGACCAUCGCUUGCCACAGGAAUCACAUCGGGUGCACGCGAAGGUAAUGGUAAAAGUGAAAUUAUAUUGCUCCAACUCAAAUAA